Messenger RNA from Aedes aegypti (yellow fever mosquito), 517 nucleotides. Its product is annotated as ejaculatory bulb-specific protein 3-like. The transcript has a single exon. The coding region runs from base 32 to 406 and encodes 124 amino acids. The record is from RefSeq and is a predicted model, not a curated record. NCBI's taxonomy places the organism in Eukaryota, Metazoa, Arthropoda, Insecta, Diptera, Culicidae.
CAAGAGUUACUAAAUUUUCAAAUCAUACAAAAUGAAGAUCGUGAUCCUUUUUGCUCUUGUUGCCUUGGCCGUCGCCCAGGACAGCUAUCCCACCAAGUACGACAACAUCGAUGUGGAUGAAAUCCUCAACUCGGACCGUCUCUUCAAGAAUUACUUCAACUGCCUGAUGGAAGCCGGGCCAUGCACUCCGGAAGGAAACGAGCUGAAGAAGUAUCUGCCGGAUGCCAUUUCGACCGGAUGCAACAAAUGUAACGAGAAGCAACGUGAGGUGACGGCCAAGGUGGCCAAGUUCUUGAUCGAGCAGCGCCCCAAUGAGUGGAAUGCCUUGCGUGGCAAGUACGAUCCGGAUAACACCUUUGCCGAGAAGUAUCGCGAUGAGGCGGCCAAGUUUGGGAUCAAGCUGUGAGGAUUGAAUUAUCAUGUCGUCUGGGGAAACUAAAUAAUGUUGAGCUAGUAUAAAGCACAUAUUUCAACAAAUUGUUCAGUUCCACUUAAUAAAUGUUUCCUUUCCCUUAAA